Cuscuta europaea is the source of this 1035-nucleotide messenger RNA. Lineage: Eukaryota; Viridiplantae; Streptophyta; Magnoliopsida; Solanales; Convolvulaceae. The record is from the annotation of a GenBank genome assembly.
GGCAAUCUCAUCGUUUUUGUACAAAUGCCUCACAUUUCUUCUCACUUCUCCAAUCUCCUCCCUUUUACUCGGCCAGUAGCUCUCCUCACUGAAGCUCCCCUUCUUCUCUCCUCUGGUUAUAAAUUCUAGAUUAUUUCACGGCGGAAAGGUUUUAUGUUUUGUUUUGAUUUUUUGGCCUAAAUUAAAUCAACUACUGGUAUUUGCGGGGAACGGCUAUGUCUGAAAGGGGAGGGAAAGGGCCAGCGCAUUCUAAUGGAGGGAAAUCUGCUCUUAAAACACCUUCUGCAAAAGGGAAGGAUGACAUUGCAGGAAUGACAAAGAAAGGAAGGAAAGUUCAAUUUGAUUCUGAAGAUUCACUUGAUGGGAGUUUCACAAAAUCUAAUGGGAAAGCGGAUGCACCAGCUGCCAAAGGAAACAAGGGUGGGAAAAGUGGAAAAGGACAAACAUCAAAAGCACCUCUUCCCCUGGAACUCAGAGUUGAGAAAGAAAUUUCUGAGAAUACUAAAUGCCUGAUGGACUGUGAAGCUGCUGAAAUCUUGAAAGGAAUCCAGGAGCAAAUGGUUAUACUAUCUGAGGAUCCAACCAUAAAGCUUCCUAUAUCAUUUGACAAGGGGCUCAUGUAUGCACAAAGACAUGAAGUUUAUGAGAAACCAGAAACUGUUAAACAAACACUCCAACCCUUGAAGGAGCAUGGUGUAUGUGACAGCGAGAUAUGCAUGAUUGCCAACUUUCACCUGGAAUCUGUUGAUGAAGUGUUUGCACUUGUUCCGUCUUUGAAGGGUAAGAAAAAUAAGCUGCAAGGCCCCCUCAAAGCUGUGUUGGAGCAAUUAUCAAAGCUUAAGAAUUCCUCAAGCAGUCAAUAGCGCAGAGGUAACGAGGAUCACUAUUUUGGGCAGCCAUAUUUCAAUUUUUUGAAAUCUAGAAUUGGAUUCAUGUUUGAUACUUUGAUGGGUGCCACCUUGUAAGUACUAGGGCCUAACUAGUUAAUUUUUGGAUAUUUGUAAUCAUUUGAAAGUGCGGAUUUUGCUUUUUGCC